GUAUAUAAACACAAUUGACAAAUGCUCAAAAUAUGGCGUCAUUGGUAGCAGAUUAUGGAACGUCAAGUGAUGAAGAUAAAUCUGAAGACGAAUCAUCUGAGUCAGAUGCUAAUGUAAAGUUGGAGGAUGAACAAGAAACAAAAAGUUUACAAUGUGAAAAAUUACCAGCACCUUCAUUUGGUACAAAUUCAACAUCCAUUUUUACAAAUCCAUUCAUAGAAGAAGAAAAUGCUAAACAAGCAAUUUUGGAGAAGCAUGUCAAAAUGGUAAACACCAGGGAAAAUGUUAAAACAAUAAAUGGGAAAAAGAUUUGUUGGAAUUAUCGAAAAGGUCGAUGUCGUUUUGGAACAAAAUGUACGUUUGCUCAUGAUUCUGACUUACAAAAAACAAACGAGGAUAUUCAUGAUGAGCAGCAAAACGUACAACAACAAAAUGUAUUGGUUAAAAAUCAAAUUGUUGCUCCAGAAAAUCCUAUACUCAAGACAGACAAUAAAGUCAAGAAAAAACGACCGGGCUUAACGCAAGGUUUAGUGCCUGGCAAGAAAGUUAUGAAAAUGUACAAACAGUCGGCAACGUCAACUCGUACCUCUAAAUAAAAUCAAAUAGUUUAUAGAUUUUUGUAAA
This is a messenger RNA of Chrysoperla carnea, 624 nucleotides long. RefSeq lists its product as uncharacterized. Lineage: Eukaryota; Metazoa; Arthropoda; Insecta; Neuroptera; Chrysopidae. The record is from RefSeq and is a predicted model, not a curated record. The transcript has 2 exons. Gene Ontology annotation, molecular function: metal ion binding. The coding region runs from base 33 to 596 and encodes 187 amino acids.